AUGAGCCACCACGCUCGUCGCGAGUUGACGGGCGCACACCCUUCCCGCGCAUCCGCCUCGACGCCCGCUCCCACCGAGCACCGCCUGUCAGACGCCAGCAGCACCUCGUCCUCGUCCUCUUCCUCGUCCUCGUCGCGACCCAGGGACUGGAUGCAGACCGGCUCAUCGGUCUCUGUCAACACGGCCGUCUCGGGCGCAAACUCGGCGGGCCCAACGACGGGCUUGACCAGCCCAGCAUCCUCCGAGCCCGUCUCGCCCUUUGCGAGUCCCGUCCCCGUCGCACUCGACGCACACACCCUCGCGUCCGCCGAAGAAGGGAAACUCCCGUACCACUCUCACCACGCAGCGACCGGGAACGGGUUGGCGAUCAAUGGCGCGGGAGCGGCGGGCAGGGGUGGGUACGCCAAGAUGUCGGAUGUGACGGACGAGGAUGGUCGGUAUGCGCGCAAGUUGGCGCAGCAGCAUCAUCAGGGGAAUGGAUUUGGCCAGGCGGGCGAGACGGGAAAGGGAGAGUGGGACGAGUUGUUGGGACAGGCGAGGCAGGCUGGAAAGGCCUGGAGGCGGACGUGGGAGAAGGAGGGCUGGAACGGCGUCGUCGCGAAACUCCGACGAACCCGGCUCCCCUCUCUCACCUCUGCCCGACGCUCCCUCACCUCUUCCUCCUCCCGCCUCCCUCCCCUACGCUCACUCGUCUCCGUCAUCCCACCACGACGACGGAUAACCGUCCUCGUCACCUUCGCUCUCAUCUCGCUCCUCCUCCUCUUCUCCCGCUCCUCUCACGGACCGCCAGGCCACGGCCUCAUCCGUCGCGGACGGUACACCAGCGCCCGAAAGACGCACGACCUCCUCCAACUGCGCACACGCGAGCUUGUACCCGCCGGCUACCCCCCAAGCGCUAACAUCGCCAAAGUUGUCGAGUCCGUCUCGAAUCCAUACGGCUUCAUGUCGCUAAUCGACCCAUACUCGGGCAAUGUAUUCAACCCUUCGGUACUGCCGUUGCCAGACGCGGCAGGCGCGGGGUGGCAGUACUUGCUCGUUGCGAGGGGGGAGGAGAAGUUCGAGGUCAUCGAGGGCGAGGACACGCGAUGGGAAUCGGUCGUGGGGUGCUUCCUCCUCCCACUCAAGCGCGCCUACUUAGGACUACCGUACCUCGCGCGCGAGUCGGAGCUCACGACGCUCAACCUCCCCGCCCAGCGCAAGGUCGAGUACCUCCGCUGCCACAACCCGACUUUCGACCAGUUUAUCGGACCCGAGGACCCGCGGUUGUUCUUCACGAACGAUGGACAGCCGUUGUUGAUCUAUUCGCAGACGGGGAGGAUGCCGAAUGUCUGUCGAGCGUUGUUCAUCAUUGACGCCAGGAUGGUCAUCCCCGGACUCGACAAGGCGCUCAAGCGGGCCGGCUACAACCCGCCCGUCGUCUUCCGCGAACAAACUGACUUGAUCCGAGAAGGCUCAACGAACAUCGAGAAGAACUGGUCACCCAUGCUAGGCGAGAACGACGAGCUCUUCUUCCACGUCUCCCUCGUCCCUCAACAAAUCUACAAAUACGUCCCGAACCUCACCCUGCGCCCACUCGACCCGCUCGCGCCGUCGCACAACUGCCUCACCGACAUCCUCGGGCCCGACAUGAACCGCGUCCACCUGCACCAUGCGACGCCCCUCAUCCGCGCUACGAUGUGCAAAAGGGGUGAGUGUGUCCCUGACGUGCACAACACGGUGUUGUUUGGGAUCAUCCAUGUCAAGUAUCAUCCCCUCCCCUACCUCCACUACGUCCGCCACGUCGUAACCUGGAACGUCACCUCUCCCUACGAGUACCUAAGCGUCUCGAAGCCGCUCACCUACAGCGGGACGAACCAGGCCGACCCGAUCUUCACCGUCUCGAUGGCGUGGCAGUCGCCUUCGGAUCGCCAUGGGCUUGGAUUGAACCACGGGUUCUUGGACGAUACGGUGUUGAUCUCGUUUGGCGUCGGCGAUUACGGGUCGGCGUACACGGACGUCCUCGCGUACGACCUCUUGACGGACCACCAACUCUGCGCCGGCAUCGGCGGCACCUCCCUCUGGCCUCGUCGGCACACCUCGCCCGCCUAA
Molecule: messenger RNA, 2088 nt
Organism: Rhodotorula toruloides NP11
Lineage: Eukaryota; Fungi; Basidiomycota; Microbotryomycetes; Sporidiobolales; Sporidiobolaceae
Exons: 8
Coding region: 1-2088 (695 amino acids)
Source: RefSeq, a predicted model, not a curated record